This is a messenger RNA of Grosmannia clavigera kw1407, 1947 nucleotides long. RefSeq lists its product as uncharacterized. The record is from RefSeq and is a predicted model, not a curated record. The coding region runs from base 1 to 1947 and encodes 648 amino acids. The transcript has a single exon. Lineage: Eukaryota; Fungi; Ascomycota; Sordariomycetes; Ophiostomatales; Ophiostomataceae.
AUGCAGCAUACCCAGACAGCCGACAAGGCACACCGUCGAUACGCUGUAUCUUCAGGUGCUGUCUCGGCAUUGUGCAUAGCUCAGCAGGAUGGUCGCACGACCGAUAUCGCGGAGCGCAGUAUCGUCCCUGGCAGCCUCAGCCGGCCACAAUCGCGAUCCAUCCGUCCCCAAACUCCUGCCGAGCACACCUGCAACGGUUGGGAUUCAUGGUGGGAGGCGGGAACACUCAAUGGCACGAAAGGGUACCCAAGCAUGGCGAGGGAAGGCAUCAUGCCUCCGAUGGUGAGGCGAGGCAGUGAAAGCAGUGUCAGCUCUGCCACAUCGUCCAGCACCCCUCCGACCGAUCGCGCGUAUUCGUGGUCGACAUCCACUACGCCUGGAUCUGCAUCGCCAACUUCGCCUCCUCAUGAUGAACUGCUUGUUAAGCUGCUCCAACCCGAACGAACGUCGUCGCUGACGGCAUUUGACGCACAUGCGGUAACAUCCCCGACAAAGGCAUCACAGGCCCCGGUUUCCUGUCGAGUGUCGAGAUCGAGUCAUAUCCUGUCUCGGUCCAUUUCCACUCGCUUUCACAACACCCCUAUCAAGUCGCCGGUGCCCGAGGAAGAGGAGCACUCCGGACGUCAUUAUGUGCAGCCCUCCCAGGAGACAAAGCCGGAAACCGGGUGCGCUCCUUCUCUUUUUUGUGCAGCUUCUCAGAUUGUCUCUAUGGAGUCUCCUUUGCAUCAGCGGAGGCAGCAAAGGCAGCAAAGACUGGCUACGUACUCGCCUUUCCCACAACCCCAGAAGGCAAAGCUCUCUCCAUUACCUCCCCUACCGAUCCAAGAGUGCCUGAGCCAGCAGCCCCAAAUAGUGUCUCCGUCAUCGACAACACCACGUCGGUCUUUGAAUAAAGAAGCAACACGUUCGCUCCCCCAAUUGCGAGAUCUGGCCGCACCUCUUCCUGACUCCCUCCCUCCUCUGCCUCUCGUCCCAAACUUAUCGCCCAUGUUUCCCGCCAGCCCUGCAAACCUCGCUGCUUCGAGUCCAGCUGUAUCGACAGGCCCGACCACCGGAACUGUCAAGGCGCCUCCCCCACAUCCAACUAUGCCGCCGCCUCCGCCUCCUCUACGAACAGAACGAGUGCCCGCAAAGGAUGUGACCAGAGAAGGAAUACACUCAUCUUCGCGGGAUAGCAAGUAUACCUCACAACAGCCGCAGCAGCCACUGCCUGACAGAUGGGAAGAGGAGCGUCGACGCCAUAAACAGCUCCUGCGCCACUUCCCACAGCAACCGGAAAAGCAAGGCGAGCGGCUGAAAAUGUCAAGGACGCACAAAUCGCUGGGAAACCUACGUGCUCGGUCUCGCGCCCACUCAACGCCGUCUGCAUGUGACACCGUAGUCACAACAUCUUCUGGUAUCAUUUACGCGUCUAGUACUGGACGUAAUGAACCGAGAGCUUCGAAGCACUCAAAAUCGAAGUCCUUGUGGGAGAACACUGGGCGUCUAGACGAGCCGUUACCUCCUACUCCGCAGCCUGACGCCCCUCAUGUGUCCAUAUUCGAGGACGACUCAGAUGAUGAAGGUGAUACGGUGCGUCAGUUUGUUCGCAAUCUGUUCACGCGACGUACCCGAAGCAGUGAGAUACCAACCCUCGGGUAUGGCACCCAUGAAAGCAUCGCAAAUCCACACGCUGGCUUCAAAGAUUCCGCCACUACUAAAGCCAUAGACUAUAAUAACCACAACACGUGGAAGAAGAACCACAGCACGUCUUCGUCCUACUCUACGGCUGCUGCGGCUGCUGCAAAUCUAGCCAGUCUUUCCGCAAUCACUGCUGCAUCUAGCGGUGGCGAUAUAGGCAGUGGCCUCGAUGUCGAGUACCAGCCGGACUCGCCCCGAACAUCUAGUGACCACACACGACAGCGUGGUCCGCUGUUGACCCGUAUGUUUGUUCGGCGGAGCCAUUGA